Molecule: messenger RNA, 569 nt
Organism: Eruca vesicaria subsp. sativa (arugula)
Lineage: Eukaryota; Viridiplantae; Streptophyta; Magnoliopsida; Brassicales; Brassicaceae
Source: the annotation of a GenBank genome assembly
CCACAAUCUCUUCUUGGACCGUAAAGACAACAAGAAGAAACAAAAUCCAUAUAUACGAAUUCUAUUAUUCUCACCAUUUAUUUGAUCGUUUUCUUGAAGUAUGAGAGGCACUACUAGAUCGGAGCCGGAAGCAUUUCACGUCGUUGGAGAGUACUUCCAGGCGAUGAAGAGCAGGAAGUUGAUGGUUACAAACUUGCAAGUCGAUUAUUCAGGUGAUUAUGAUGAUGGAGCCUCUUCAGCAUCACCAUCACCACCAGUCCCUGAUUAUGGUGAUGAUAUCUAUAAAAGGCAAGGUGAUGUCCCAAGCCCUGCUAUAGGCCACUGAUGAUACGUUUUCAUGUGUGUAGUUACAUGUUAUUUACUUGUUCAGGUGUGUUUUUGUCCUAAAACGUCUCCAUAUAAUCAAUUUAUGUGCCUUUUUUUUAGUUUUGAUAAUGCAUAUCUUUCUCUAUGUAUUAUCAAAAAAUAUAUCUUUUAGCAAAAAAAAAUGUCGUUCUCUAUAUAUAUACAUUUUUAAUUAUAUCAUUAUUAAAUAAAUGUGACAUCUACAAUUUAUGUAUGUAGUAACA